GCGCAGUGGAAAAUCAAUGUUCGUCAAAAUAGUGUUGUGAUGGCGGCGGUGGCAGGCGAAAAGGCGGAAACCAACUUUCACAGAAAUCUGUAGGAAUAUUAGCAGUAGAGAUUGAUUUUUAUCGAUUGAUUUCCACAAUUUAGAUUGUUAUAAGUGUUGCGGGAACUUUAAGCUGCGGAAAUGCCGAAGAAAAGAGAUAGCAUACGACGCAAGAAAAUUCGCAAGAAGGACAUUAGCCUUCCCGAUGCUUUUGAGCACCGUUUCCACAUGACAUACGACCACAGAGAAGGUUCGUAUGUUGGAGUGCCCCCACAAUGGAAAAGGUUCCUGGGAAGAGAAUUUGAACGGCCUAAGCCUAUUAUUGACGCGAGUAUUGUUACAGAAAUCGGACCAGUUAUGGAAAAGAUUUUGCAACAAAAUGGGCGAAGUUCCACGGUUAAAGCCCCCUCAAAAAAUGUAAAUGUUGCUCGGUCAAACUCCCUCAGAGACACAAGAACACCAAGAGAAAAAGCUGAAGCUAGAGGUUUCAAUGAUUCUGGCAUGGCGCAACCUUUGCCUAGCCAGGAUCGUGCGAAUUUCGUUUCAAGAAGUUUGCCAAAGAAUAUCCACGCAGCCAAUCGGCACGAAAUGUAUAACCAGUUUUACUCUCACAAAACAAAUGGACAAACAUCAGCCAGUAGGCUCGGAGACUCAACAUCAACUCGUCCUUCUGGAGAUAAGAACUCCAAUUCACAAUUGAUAAAGAAAAAAGUCGAAUCUGGACUGAAGCCCAGUAGCAUGUCUUCGAUGGAAAAUUUGUCAAUUUCGCAUGAUGAAUUCAAAGAGUCGUUGCAGUUGGUAGUUUCCCAAAAUGACCCACGCGAACAUUUAGAGCAGUUUGUAAAAAUAGGAGAGGGUUCUUCAGGAACAGUGUGUAUUGCUAGAGACAAACGGACAGGAAAGGCCUUAGCCGUGAAGAAAAUGAAUUUGACCAAACAACAAAGAAGAGAGCUUUUAUUCAAUGAAGUGGUUAUUAUGAAAAAUUACAAACACUCAAAUAUUGUUGAAAUGUAUGAAUCAUACCUUGUUGGAGAUGAGCUUUGGGUUGUUAUGGAAUUCUUAGAUGGUGGAGCUCUAACAGACAUUGUAACUUACACAAACUUACCAGAAGAUAUAAUUGCAUACAUUUGUAAGUGCUGCCUCAAAGCAUUGACAUACUUGCAUUCUCAAGGAGUUAUUCACAGGGAUGUGAAGAGUGACAGUAUUCUUCUAUCUCACAAUGGCCAGGUAAAAAUAUCUGACUUUGGCUUUUGUGCCCAAGUUAGUGAAGACAUUCCAAAGCGCAGGUCACUUGUUGGCACACCGUAUUGGAUGGCACCAGAAAUCAUUGCAAGAUCACCCUAUGAACAGAAGGUUGACAUUUGGUCAUUUGGAAUAAUGGUCAUGGAAAUGGUUGAUAGUGAGCCACCCUUUUUCAAUGAGGCACCACUCACUGCUAUGAAAAAAUUGAGAGACAGUCAACCUCCAAAACUGAAAAAUCAAAGUGUGUCCCAAAAGUUGCAAUCAUUCGUGGAGGCGUGCCUCAUCAAGGAUCCAAAUUUGCGGCCUACGGCUUUUGAGUUGCUGCAACACCCUUUUCUUCGACAAGCUGCCCCUGCGGCGGCGCUUUCUGGGCUUGUUAAGGAAUACAAGCAAAGCUCUUGCUGAGAUAUAAUGGCAUGUAGGUUUUUAAUAUCAAAAAUCGAUUCAGCUUAUAUUAAGAACGGCUGGCUAAAGCAGUUGGACAACAUCCUAAGAUUAGCGCAACUUUCUUAUCAAUUUAUGAAUAGAUUUUAGCCAAAGUUUCUUCCAACAUGGAUUACCCUUUUUAGACGAACAGGACUCAAGUUCUGCCUAACAUUUUAGAUUUGUUUGAGUUCUUUCUUAUCUCUCCUGCUAUUUCCAGAUGUUCAAUUGUUUGUUUUUCCGAUUUAAAACGAAUGAGUUUGAUGCCAUGGAAACACAUAAAGUUUAAGUACUUUUUGAUAAUCUUUGAAGAUAAAAGUAAGUGGAAGUAGUGUAUUUUACUAAGGACCCCCUCCUCCUUUCUCCUCCCUCCCGAAUGUACGAUAUGUUCGCUAGUUUUGCAGUUUUCGUAGAACCUGGUCUAGCUGCACUUAUAUUUACGGGUUAAUUCAUGUUGCCAGAAAAGGGAAUAAAAAUGAUUUUUUUCAUCUAAUUUUUUGUGCUGAUCCAAAUUUGUCAUUGGCAGUAUAAAAGGGGUCUGUUUAUCCUGUUGAAUUUAUAAAGUUUUUGCCUUCUUGAUAAAAUCGUAGUGUUAGAGGCCCCACGCUUUCUACUUAAAGCCUCGAUACCAAGGUUACCAUCAGUUGUCGAUCAAAAGUGUCCAGAAAACUCUCCUCGUACAUUACAGAAAAUAAUAAAACAAAGGCGGUUUUAGUGCGGUACAUUCGUUUUCGUUGUUUUCGUUACGGCCAUUAACCGUGUGUCCAGUAUGUUUUCUGGACUCUGUUGUUUUAGUAUUAUUGUUGCAAAUGUAAUUAAUCGUCAAAGAUGGGAAUACCUUACCGUGUAGUGCUCCUUGGGGUAUAAGGAGUUUUCGAAGGGGUUUGGUGAAGAAAAUAUGAGUAUAGUUAGUGUCUUUAAAGCAGAUAAGAUUAUGUUUUGGUAACAGUAGAUAAAGCAUAACUUUGAUAACGUUUUUGAAAGACUGAGCUAGGCCAUUGGUGUGGCCAUUUUAAUUUGUUUCAGUUGCUAUGGAAGAUUUUUUUAUUUCUUGAGAUUAAUAAGAACAGCAUUAAUAAAGCAUAAUUAAACAAGAUAUUUUAGUAAAUAGAAAUGGUCUUAUUUCUUGCUAGAAAUUAAUUGCUCGAAUCUCUUUACAGUUUUUACUGUAUGUUAUGAAAUGAUAUACCUCCUUGAUGAUUUUGUUUUUCAUUCGAAAUGCAGGGUGAGUAUUUAAAGCAGUUUGACGUAAGAUGCAAUAUUUGUUUUGCACUGUGUAUAAUUUAAGAAAGGUAAUUGUCGUGUAGUUCUUGAUUUCAAUUUUUGUAUGUUCCCAAGUAGGGUUAGUUUCCGACCACAGUUAUACCGAUGUUUUAUUAUAAUCAGUUAUUUUAGAAGAUGUUGAUCAUUAUUGUAAUAGGACGAACAUGAACGUA
Rhopilema esculentum is the source of this 3140-nucleotide messenger RNA. Its product is annotated as serine/threonine-protein kinase PAK 4. Lineage: Eukaryota; Metazoa; Cnidaria; Scyphozoa; Rhizostomeae; Rhizostomatidae. Gene Ontology annotation, biological process: protein phosphorylation. Gene Ontology annotation, molecular function: ATP binding; protein kinase activity. The record is from RefSeq and is a predicted model, not a curated record.